GCGAGACGCCGCUUGUAGCGGAAGCGGGACGCCGGGGCGGCGGGUGCUCAGCGAUGGCAUCCUAGCGGUGCCCCCCGCUCCCCCACCCCGCCCUCUUCCGUCGCCGGGACCGGGUGGCGCGGCCAUGGCCAGGGGUCAGGCGGCCGCGGUCACGGCCGUGAGCGGCGGGAGGCGGGCGCUGCUGCUGUGGCGGCCGCGCGGCGCGGACGGCACCUUCCCGCCCGCCGCCGCCGCUGCACGUGACCGCCACGCGCCCCCCUCCCCCGCGCGCCGCUGCCUCGGUGACUGGCAGCGCCCGGCCGCGCCGCCGGGCCGCGGGGCGGCGGCCGUUACGGCCGUUAACGGCAGCGCGGGGAGCGGAAGGCGCGUCGGCAGGACCGGCCGGGAGAGUCGGCAGCGCUGCGGAGAGCGGGAUGUAAGCACUUCUGCAUCAUCAUCUUUACAAAGCAAAGGGAAUAUUUCCUUAUUGGGAAAUAGGAAGCUUUUUUUUGACACUCAUGCACUGGUAUGCCUCUUGGAAGAAAAUGGAUUCACUACUCAGCAGUCGGAGGUCAUUGUAUCUGCAUUAGUGAAAAUUAUGAACACCAACCUGGAUAUGAUUUACACGGACAUGGUCACCAAAGUACAGCAGGAAAUUGCACUUCAGCAAGUAAUGUCCCAUAUUGGUGGUGUAAAAAAGGACAUGAUUAUUUUGGAAAAAAGUGAAUUUUCAGCACUUCGCUCAGAAAAUGAGAAAAUAAAACUUGAACUCCAGCAAAUAAAGAAGCAAGUCAUGGAUGAAAUUACCAAAGUUCGUGCAGAUAACAAGUUAAACUUAAACCUAGAGAAGAGCAGAGUGAAAGAAUUGUACUCACUUAAUGAAAGAAAACUACUUGAAAUGAGGACAGAAAUAGUGGAAUUGCAUGCACAACAAGACCGAGCUCUGACCCAAACAGACAGAAAAAUAGACACAGAAGUUGCGGAUCUGAAAACAAUGCUUGAAUCGCACAAACUUGAUAAUAUUAAGUACUUAGCAGGUUCAAUAUUUACAUGCCUUACUGUAGCACUGGGAUUUUAUCGUUUAUGGAUAUAAUAAAACAUCGAUUUAAAGGACUUCAACUUGCUUGGUUUCUGAAAAGAAAGAAGAUUUCUCUUUGCCUGGACUUUACCAAGUCUUGACUCAUAUUUAUUUUUUUUGUAAAGCAGACUGUAUUGAGAAUGUAACCAAAGAUGUGCCUAGAAACAAACUGUACACAUACUGUGCAUAUUUUGAAACUUGCCUCUGACGAAAGCAUGGUAUAGGCAUUUCUGCCAUUUCCCUCCAUUCUGAACUGCAGUACACCGUACUGCUGCAAAGUGUCGUGUAAGGCAUGACUGGCAUUCAUGCCAAUCGUAUGGGGCUGCAUGCUGUGGAGAAGAAUAAUCUAUGGAAUUAUGUUCCAUUGCCUAUUCAGACAUGCUUGCCGGAGCCAGUUGCACGUAUCAGACUGAAGUCUUGAUUAUUAAUGUAAAACUGAAACUACACGUUUUGUGGCUUGGAGGCACUCUUGUAUAAGUAGAAUUUGUGUUAACUGAGUCAUUCUUAAUCCCCUCCUCUAACGCUUGUUCACACAGUUAUUAUGAUCAAAUAUUUGUUUUGCUAUUUUUAUAAUAUUACAGUUAUCAGCUUGUUUUCCAGAUGGCCGUCCGAUCAGUUGUGUUUCAUGAGAGUACCGUCUAACAACAGCAGUGUAUGCUGCUGGGUUUGUUUGUAAUCUAUUUGUAGAGGGUUUUGUGACUAACUUGCCUUUGGUACAUGUAAGUAUCUGAUACUCAUUCCAUGUGCUAAUUGUUAACUGUACCACUGUAACUGGAAGUUUGAAGUGCAGUCAAAUACACUAGUUGUGUUAAUUUACAGUUAAGUGAUACAAAGUGUCUUUGGUGCUGCCUUCUUGAUGGAAGGGAAUUGAAUCUUCUAGAAAGGAAAGAGAUUUUAAGUGGUGGUUAUGAAGCGGUGUCUUAGGUGAAGGAACUGCAAUACUGACAGUCUUCUGGGCUUUUUGUUGUUUUACUUAAAAAAAAAAAUUCCUGUUGGUUCUUCAGAUGUGGAAGUUUGAUAGUGAAUAUAAUAAUGAAAGCAGUAAUGAAGACCUGCAAGGGUGUUUAAUUCCCUUCUGAGCAAGCAACUGAAAGCAACAAAGGAAGGAGUUCGUUGUAUCCAGGUAUCUAUCAUUCUUCCACUGAUGAAAUGGCUGCUUUAGUAGCAGUGCUGCCAUGUGUGUUCCUUCAGUUAAGGGAAAUUUCCCUUCCUUGGUUGCUCUUGGAGCACAACAUAUGCACUGGUAACAAAUGCUGUUAGAGCACAAUCAUGGCUUUGCUUAAUGAAAGUAAAGCUGUUUGGCUACUCUGCCUGUACUGUAGUAACCGUCUAAGUUUUUGGUGGUUGGGAAUACCAACUCUGAUCAUGUGCAAGUGCAGAGGAAGAGGUGCAUGCCUGUACCAAUACCAUACCGGCCAGAAAUAAAGAAUUUUGAAUAUUUUAUAGAA
Molecule: messenger RNA, 2505 nt
Organism: Phalacrocorax carbo (great cormorant)
Lineage: Eukaryota; Metazoa; Chordata; Aves; Suliformes; Phalacrocoracidae
Source: RefSeq, a predicted model, not a curated record